UGUAUCGAUAUACACACAAAUUGCAACAAACGCGCUCACUCCCAAACUCACUCCAAAAUGACACGAAACGACGUCGACAGCAAGCCGGAGAUAGUUUCGCCGGCGACUCGGAUCUCCGCUCCGACCACCACGUUCAGCCCUAACGCCAGCAUCUUAGACCUCAUUCUCAAGCUCCGAUCGUGCUUCCAACUCAAAGACUCUGAAGAAGUUGCUAAUAUCUUACAAUGUCGCGAAGAUAAACUGAAGCAGAACAUAACGGAUCUCAAGAACCGAGAAGACAAGUUGAAUAUGCACAAUAUUGAGCUUAAGAGCCAGUUACAAGCCCUAAUUGAGAAAUGCGCGUCUUUAGAGACGAGGCGCGAGAAAUUCGCGGGAGAAAAGGGGGAAAUUGAAAGUGAAUUGAAGAAAUACAAAGUGGAGUGUGAAGGUUAUAAGGAUAAGAAUCAUUUGGUGAAGUAUGAGUUGGAGAAGGUGCGGUUAGAUUUGAAGAUGUUGAAGGAGAGAGAGGAGAUGAGUGUGGAGAGGUAUGAAAGGCGGAUUGUUGAGUUGGAGAAGGAGGGGAAGGAGGAGAGGGAGAGGUUACAUGUCGAGGUUGUGAAAUUGAGGGAGGAGUUGGAGAAUGAGAGAGUGAAGGGGAGGGAGGAGUUGGAGAAGGAGAGAGUGAAGGGGAGGGAGGAGUUGGACAAGGAGAGGGUGAAGGGGAGGGAGGAGGUGGAGAAGGUGAGGGGAGAGGUUGCGGGUUUGAUUGAGGGAAAGAGGAAGGCGGAGGAGUCGGCUAGGUGUUGGAAGAUGAGGUAUGAGAAAUGUUAUCCGAGGGUUGUGAAAUUGGAGGAGGAGUUGUUGGUGAUGCUCGGGAAUGAUCCGGUUUUGGGGAAGGCUGUGGAGAAGUGGAUUCGUAGUCCUCCGGUGAUUAAUACAAAAUCAGCAGGCAAUCCGGAGUUGGUUGAGCGUAAAAAGCAGAGUAAUGUAUCUAAAUGUAAUGAGAAUACUCAUGCAUCACCUUGUGUUGCCUCUAGUGCAGAUUUACCAAUGGUUGACAUCAUUGGUCCUGCAGAGACAGCAGGUCCGAAUUCCUCUAUCAUGGCCCGUGCAAAGAGAAGGCCUACACAAGAUCAGGAGGUUAUUAAGAUUGAUGAUAGUGAUGAUGAAAGCCCUAUAGUUGAAACAGCUUCUGCUUCGAAGACUGAUAAAGGUUAUGGGAGAAGUUUUGAGAAGGACCCUGUCUCUCAAUCAAUUUCCAAGGGAAAGCAUCUAUCAGUCUGCACCCAGAAUUAUGGUGAUGCUGAUGGUAGAAAUAAGAAUAAGAAGCGCAAAUUGGAUUCACCUUUUCCAGACAAGGCAGAAAAUAGCUCUGAUUCUAGUGACGAGAGUAUAACUACUGUGGCCAUUGAAAAAUUGCUUUCCAAGAUCCCAAAAAACAAACCUUUCAAUUUCGACGUUGAUAUGCUUGCUGCAUUUGACAAAGAUGAUGAGCUCUGCUUGCAUGCUGUUUGUGCUCUUCAUAGACUGGAAAAAUGCGAUAAGCUUCCACAAUCUCAAGGAUUCAGUGCUAUUGAUGCUACUAGGGGAUCUCAUUUGGCCAAGUUCCUUACUAACGGGGAUCCAAAAGGCAAGCUACAAAAAUCUGUCGAUGAGUUGCAGCAAUAUGACUCCAAAGGCAUCGACGAGUGCCGAAAACUAGCAAGGAAUUACUACAGGCAACUAUUCCAGAUGUACAAAAAGGAGGAAGACCCCCUCUUUAAGGAGUAUAUGUUUAAGAAAUAUCCCAAAAAGUCAAUGUCUUGAGCUUCGGGAUCAGAAUUCUUUUGUGGUUGUUGAAGACCUUCUAAGAACCAACCUUUAGAAACCCAUCAGAGAGGGUGUAAGUUGUGACUUGUAUAUUUUGCAAUAGCAGGAGGCCGUCGUAACUAUGUCUGUUCUUACCAACUCUAAUUCCGGCCAAGUAAACACUAUAUCUAAUCUAACUCUAUAAGAUCGUAGAGAACUGUAUAUUAGUAGCAAGACUUGUAUAACAAUGGUUCGCAUUGCUAAAUAGUAAUAUAUUAUGGGAUCAGAUUAUAUUUUAA
Molecule: messenger RNA, 2066 nt
Organism: Daucus carota subsp. sativus
Lineage: Eukaryota; Viridiplantae; Streptophyta; Magnoliopsida; Apiales; Apiaceae
Exons: 5
Coding region: 58-1785 (575 amino acids)
Source: RefSeq, a predicted model, not a curated record